Messenger RNA from Aspergillus ochraceoroseus IBT 24754, 699 nucleotides. RefSeq lists its product as uncharacterized. Bases 114 to 575 code for a protein of 153 amino acids. The record is from RefSeq and is a predicted model, not a curated record. Gene Ontology annotation, molecular function: hydrolase activity, acting on glycosyl bonds. NCBI's taxonomy places the organism in Eukaryota, Fungi, Ascomycota, Eurotiomycetes, Eurotiales, Aspergillaceae. The transcript is spliced from 2 exons.
CCUAUAUCAAGGUCUGCUGCCUCUACUGUGAAUACUUAUCCCCAUUCUCAUUCCACUCCUCCCAACCAAAGCUAUUCCAGUUUAAAUAAAACAAAAAAAAAAAAUACAACACGAUGUCCUGCAACCUUGUCGCAAACCCCAGCUUCGAAACCGGCUCCCUAGCCCCAUGGGCCGCCUCUGCCGCCAAUGUGGCAACCAUCCUCAGCGGCUCUACUGCAUACAGCGGCGACUACUAUCUCCAACUCCAAACCGCCGUGGGUAACCGCGGAAACACCAUCUCCCAACGCUUGACGCACCUCGACCGCUCCAAGAACUACACUGUGACCGUGGAAGCCCAAGUCGCAGCUUACUCGGCGACUUACUGCUUUGUGAGUCUUUAUAUGGGCCAUAACUCAACAACCGGCUUGAUCGCUUCGGAUGUCAUCGACGCGACGGGGGAAUGGACCGAGGUCAGGGGGUACUAUGUGCCUGAGCACGCGAGCGAGGUGUUGCACAUUGUUGCGAGUUGCGACCUUGAGGAUCCUUCUUAUGUUGGGAAUGUUCUUCUUGAUGAUGUGAUCUUUAGUGACUGCUAGAUUGGAAAUAGGUUGUAUAUAGUAGUAUAGUACAUACAGGAUCAUCCUCCAUAUCUGCAUUCUGCACGAAACUAUCAGGGAUGAGUAGGGCAGUAGUGACGGAAUAGGAUAAUGGUGCUACGAG